This is a messenger RNA of Sporisorium graminicola, 1203 nucleotides long. RefSeq lists its product as uncharacterized. NCBI's taxonomy places the organism in Eukaryota, Fungi, Basidiomycota, Ustilaginomycetes, Ustilaginales, Ustilaginaceae. The transcript has a single exon. Gene Ontology annotation, molecular function: C-4 methylsterol oxidase activity; iron ion binding. The record is from RefSeq and is a predicted model, not a curated record. Gene Ontology annotation, biological process: ergosterol biosynthetic process. The coding region runs from base 1 to 1203 and encodes 400 amino acids.
AUGAGCGCCGCAACAGAUCAGUACCCCAAGGAGGCUGGUCGCGCCCCUACCACCCGACCCUCAUUAGGCGACCAGCGCCUCACCGACACCAAGGGCCCCUCCAUCGCACCCGACAACGCCUGCGAUGAGCCAUCACCGUUCGCACCCGGCGGUUAUGGCCAGAAGGCCAUCGCCAAGGACCCCGCCACCGGCGAAGGUUACGACAAGGUCUAUGGUGUUCGACCCAAAACUACAUGGCACUUGAAGCCAGCUGCCGAGCGCACUCUGUGGGAGUUCAUUGCCUCCAUAGACAUUGCUCCCGACGAGUGCUACGCCAAACGUGAUACCAACAAGAAGCUGCGCGGUCCUCCUCCCACCCAACCUAUCUGGAAGGAGAAUGUUUUCAUCCUUUCUACUGCCUCGCUCGCUCCUUUGCUCCACACUGCCUGGAACUUCGCUGUGCCCGACCACCCCAUGCACUGGGCCCCUGCGUGGAUCAUGUACCACACCGCCUUCAUCCUCUUCGCCGUCCGCAUGAUCAAGCGUCUGCACAAGUACAUGGCCGAAUACGGUACUCUCGACGAGCAGAACCGUGGUCGUGAUAUGGUCGACGACAAGCACGUCAACCACCUUGGCCAGUCCAUCUUCAUUUACACCAUCUUCCGCACUCUCGCUCCCUUCUUGCUCGCCUGGCGCGGUGACAUGACCAACAUCUGGUCUGGUCUAUCCUGGGCCACCCCUCUCAAGAUCGGCUGGUGGGAGAUCGCCCUCGACUACUGGUUCUACCUCUACCACCGCUCCUGUCACGAGUUCGAUAUGCUCUGGUGGGUCCAUCGACAGCAUCAUUCUACAAAACACCCAACGCCGAUCCUCUCAAUCUUGGCUGAGGACUACCAGGAGGUGCUCGAGAUCUUUAUCGUUCCCUUCCUAGCCACCUCGAUUUCGCCUAAGAUGAGUUUCAUCGAGAUGUGGCUCGUCGUUUGCUACACGCUGUACGUCGAGGCUCUGGGACACUCGGGCAUCCGUGCGUACUGGGCUCACCCAGUCCUCGGCAAGGUGCUUGCCCCCUUUGGCAUGGAGUUGACUGUCGAGGACCACUCGAACCAUCACUUGUACGGCAAAGCCGGCAUGAACUACGGCAAACAGACCCGCGUUUGGGAUCGUUUGUUCGGUACAGUUGAUCCUCGACGCGAAACUCAAGAGAUGGGCCUGUUCGGCGAGUGA